AUGAAGAAGCAUCAGGUGGACAAAUAUCGAGGCUACUACAACAUUCGGGAAAAAGUUGACGUCAGCAUCGGAAUAUGGCGCGUCUGCGAGGGGUCAGAUUUCUGGGACAUCACAGACUGCACGGACAUCCCAGACAUAACCAAUUAUAUCGUGAUUUGCCAGGUGAUGCUAUGUCUGUGCCUGAUAUUCAUCGUCUCAUCCCUUAUCUUUGGUUUCUACGAGAACUGUGCUACACGAUAUGAUAUUGACGAAGGCAGCGAAGUACGAACAAAGCGACCAGAAAUGAACGCCGUCAUAGCAGGUCUGUUUGGUUUGACCGGAAUCUGUAUGUACGGAACGUCAAUCAUUGAGGCCAUGAGAAACGGCGAGGGGUCGGUUCACUGGGCUUUUCUCGUGACAACUGGAUCAGUUCUAGGGGUCAUCGUCUGUGGGAUCAUCAUGGCCAUUGUCAACCCAGUACAUUCGACUGUAGAGACGUUUCCAGGACAGGUCAUCAGUCUUUCCCGCCAGAAUUCACUGAAAAACAAACCACCUACCAUUCAAGAUCGGCUUGUGUCUUCUGGAGAGUGUGUCAUUCAAAUCAACGGUACCCAGACUUCCGGUACAACCUAUGGAGUCACUGACAGUAAUUUUGACUUAAAAGAGGUAGCUCUUCUGCAGGGAAGCGAAUCUAGUCUGACUUCAAACGUAUCCACACCAGAUAAGUUGCCAGCCGCUUCCCGCGAGUUAGAUCCUUGCAGUAGUAACACAGGGACACAUGUUGUUGACACAAGGGAUAUUCAUGCGCGUUUGCAUGAUAUGUCGCUGAAAGUCGAGCUGAUGCAGCAACAGAAGAGAGCAGCUAACAGCCGUUCUCGGCAAUGUGACGCUAGUCUUGACCCUCAUAUUGUCAAUGACUUGUUUGAUAACACCUUCGAUGAUAUUUUGACUUCUGAUGCUAGUUCCUACAGCGAUAAUGAAAACUUUAAGUUACUUGAACAUCCACGGAAGGAUGAACAUGUAUUGCUAAUGAAUUCCGAUGGCCGAUUAAUAAGCCAAGCUCCGAAGUUUAGACCUACUGAACCGGUUGAUUUGAUGAUUCUUGAGGAGUUUCUUGAAAAGGCAACAGCCAACGAACCCAUACCUGGGGCAGUGGCUGAAGAGACGUUAUUAGGAAGGAGAACGUUUAAUAAUUUUCUUGAAGACAGCGCAAUUGCCAUGCCGCGUGUUUUAAAUGAGUUUCAGCGUAGUACAAUUAGUAAUAGUUCAUGGGAAAGUCAGCCGUGGCCAGAACCACCACCAGAAAACGAAAUACUAGAUCAGCCAUUACUCAUUGUGCCUACAAAUAGAAGUUCAACUCCCGACGCCUCAGCUUCCAGUUGCUCAGAUACUCGGUUAAAAACCUCAACAGAAAGGCUCCAGUGUCAACCCCAGACUCUUACAGCUCAUUAUAGAAAACUCACUUCAGACGAGGACUCGAAUCUUUCCUUAAAUACUCAGAAGUCGACUGGUUCCAAAUCGAAUUCUUCUAAAGGCAACCAGAUGACUCCACACCAAAAACCUACAGAUAAAAAAUCCUCACCCAGUAAGACACAAGCUACUGCGAGGAAGGAUUACGAUAACCCUCUCUUUGAAUCCCAGCAACCUGAUGGGAGCAAAUCGGACAGUAAAGCAAAGAAUCUUUCUGUUCAAAUAUGUCAGCCUUCAACACUUGUUCAUCAACCAUCAGACAAAACUUCCAUUCCAAGUUCUACUGCUACAGAGACAACUCAAGGGAAGACAGAAUCUCGAAAUUACAGCCCAACUCUAGAUACUGCCCGUCAAACAAAAGAAGCUUCUGAAGGUAGGAAAAGCGAUUCUAAUCGCCCACCCCAAGCUGAAAGUAAAAUCUCUUCUCCAAAGUUAAAUCGAUUUACUAGUAAAAAGAGUAAAGACGAUCUCACGAGCUCACUGCUGAAGGAAACUCCAAGUGCUAACAAAGAUCAGUACCAUCUCGUAAAUGGCAUUGUAAAGUCGCGCCUACUACACUUAAAGGAUGAACUACAGCAGAAGCGAUCUGGACAGAUAAGUUCUGAACGGCCCCAACAACCAUCACCACCACCACCGUCCAAAAAACAAGAACAGAAGGACACGAGUCCUCAGACUGCCAGCAAAUUGCCUAGACUCAAUCCGCCCAAGAAAACAACGCCUGAAA
This is a messenger RNA of Candidula unifasciata, 2173 nucleotides long. The record is from the annotation of a GenBank genome assembly. NCBI's taxonomy places the organism in Eukaryota, Metazoa, Mollusca, Gastropoda, Stylommatophora, Geomitridae.